This is a messenger RNA of Phytophthora infestans T30-4, 4722 nucleotides long. Its product is annotated as ubiquitin-specific protease, putative. Gene Ontology annotation, biological process: protein deubiquitination. Gene Ontology annotation, molecular function: protein binding; cysteine-type deubiquitinase activity; cysteine-type endopeptidase activity. The transcript is spliced from 8 exons. The record is from RefSeq and is a predicted model, not a curated record. The coding region runs from base 1 to 4722 and encodes 1573 amino acids. Gene Ontology annotation, cellular component: cytosol; nucleus. NCBI's taxonomy places the organism in Eukaryota, Oomycota, Peronosporomycetes, Peronosporales, Peronosporaceae.
AUGCCGUCGGUCAAGCGCAAGCGCGAGCCCAAGUCCUCUGGAGACUCACGGCUGGCUGACCCAUAUCUGCUGCAGACGCCCCCUUGCCGCUUCUCGGACCAUCACCGCAAGCGCGGCAAGAAUGCGGGCGUGUUGCGCAACUGUGUGGACAACCCAAACUGCCUCUACGGCCUGGGGGAGAGCCAGAAGGGCGUGUGGCAGGGCUCGAGACUCGUCCGACGCGUGUUCGGCGACGACCCGCGGGAGCGCGAGCGUGAGUCGAAUAAACAUGGGAAGCCUAUGCCUUGUGGCUUGCGUAAUCUCGGCGCUACGUGCUACCUGAACAGCAUGCUGCAGUGUCUGUUCGUCAACUUACCCUUCCGCCAAGCCGUGUACGAAUGGGAGCCCAAGGGGCAACUUGUGGAUAAGGAACAGGCGCAGCAGAUGCGCGCGUUGCAGAAACUCUUCGCCCAGAUGCAAUUGGGUAAUGAAAGCUACUAUGAUCCAACGGAAUUUGCCUCCACAUUGUCACUCAACAACGUCAUGCAACAAGAUGCACAGGAGUUUAGCAAGUUGCUGUUGGCACAUUUACGUACGAUCUUUGGACACUCGAGAUUUUCGAGACAUUGGGACUUGGUGGACCGAAUCUUCCAGGGACAGAUGAGUUAUGUGACCAAGUGUUUGAAGUGCAAGAACAAGUCUAUGCGACCGUCGUCGUAUUACGAGAUUUCGCUGAACAUCAAAGGACACAAGAGCGUGGAGGAGUGCAUUGGAUCGUACUUGUCGGCGGAGGUGCUGGAAGGAGAGAACAAAUAUUUUUGCGAGCACUGUGACGCCAAGCAGUGUGCAGAACGCUACCUUGAACUCAAGCCGCAGUCUUUGCCGUCAACGCUGAUGGUGCAGCUAAUGAGAUUUGUCUACGAUGCCAAUGCCGGACGCAAGAAGAAGCUGACGGACGUCAUCGAGAUUAACGAGACGCUAAAUAUGACCGAGUUACUGCGCCGGAGUGGCCAUGCUGAGGCAUUUGAUGGGUCUGGCGAUGCGGUUUACCGGUUACAGGGUUAUCUGAAUCAUCGUGGCAAAAGUGCCCACGUGGGGCACUACACUGCGUCUGUAGCAUACCCCAAACCAGGGAAAAGGAGUGGGCAACAAGACGACGAAUCUGCAGUGGACUGGUUUGAAUUUGACGAUGCAGCGGUGACUGAUAUGACCAAGUCUGACGCAGCAAAAGAGCGCUCUCCCGGUAAGAAAAUCCGCUCACGUGACAUCUACAUGCUUCUAUAUACUCGAGAUGGUGCUGCUGCCAUCACCAAUACCAGUAACGCGGAACCAGAGCCUUCUACAGUCUGUCGAAGCGAAGUGGAGGCAGUCAAUGUUGCGUUUAAUGCCGAAGUUAAAGAGUACGCCAGAAAAGUGAGUGGAAUGGAAGCUCGUAUCCAGAAGCGAGUUGACGCGUACAAGCGCUUUUUCGAGAAGAGUCAGCCGUAUCCAGACACGUCUGCUGCCCAUUUCUACUGGGUUGACACGGAGUGGCUGCGUCGCUGGAUUACAGGAGAGGAAAGUGAUAGCUCCGCCAGAAAAACUACGAGCUCAUCGCAAGUAGAAGAGGAGGAAUCGAAGGAAGCCACGCCCAACGCAGCGGAACAGAACGCAGAUGAUGAUUGUAUCAUUGUUGACCCACCAGAAGCUAACACCGUGGCAGAAAGUGAAUGCUCGGGUGACGAGAAGUUGAGCUCAACUAAUUGCGAAAAUGGAGAUGUGGAGAUUGUUUCCGACACGGCUCCAUCGGCGUCGCCGCUGGCCUCUCCGGAUACAAAUGACGAGCCUGACGCAGUCGGGACUACGAAGUUAAACUGUGAAGACAUACCUUUUACGAAGCCUUUUGAUGUAUCACGCUUCUGCUGCGCGCACUCGAGUGGUCUGGACAAUGGAGCACACGAGCCAAUUCUACGCUUUGCACCCGAGAAUGCGCCUAGGAUGAAGCGAGUAUCUGCAAAAUUGCUUACGUAUUUACGAGAGAAUUGUGGGGAAGAACGCAACGUGGAGGAUUCGACGCCAAUGAGAGCCUUCGAGUCACCCACGUAUCGCUGCGCAGCGUGCGAGAAAGAAUUCCGCAACAAGCUUUUGAAUGACGUGGAUCGAUUGAAAGAAGUGAGCGAGGAACUUGAGCUGUUGAGAGGCUCUCCUGCUAGUGUGGCGGCGGCCGUGGCGUCAGGAGGGGCUUACCUGAUGAGUCGGGCGUGGAUAAAAAGCUACAAGAUGCAUCUGCAGAUGCUGCACAAAGAGCUGUCGCACGCAGCUUUGAAAAGCAAGAAAGGGAGGAGAUCUCUGACGCCCCAGGACAUCAAAGAGUUUUUUACAGCUUCAAAGGAAGGGAACGGAAGCAGCAGUAAUGAUACUGGGGAUAAUGGACUGGGUGUGUGGCAGAAGCCCAUCAACGAGGACAUCACGUGUGUGCAUGGCAAUCUAACGCUAGAGAAGCGGACGUAUCGACCUGUGUCGGCAGAGACAUGGUCGUAUUUUAGUGCCAAGUUCCCUUAUCGUGCCGAGUUCGCCGAGUCUGCAACCGAGACGUGUCCACAAUGUCAAGUUGAUGAUAUGGCGAGCAAGGAGUGUAUUCAGGUGGAACGUGACGCGCGCGACGAGCUCCUUUCUGUCUCUGCACUAGACUGUUUGUAUCGACGAAAGCCUCGAGGAGAAUCCAUUCGACUUGUUGACGUUUUUGAACUUUCAACUGCACAAGGUGGCAGUGGACUGGAGCAGGCGUCGUCGUGGACUAAACGAGACGCUGCGAGAACUCCUCGACGAAUGUUUUUGGUAUCUCGUCUCUGGCUAGCGCAGUGGAGGGAGUAUAUUCGCAACGUGGAAGAAGAUUCGCCAGCUUCUUUAACACUGUCUUCGCUGCUGUGUUCGCACCAGAAAUUGGUGCUUCCGCCUGGAUUAUUGGCAGCACAUCAGGGUCAAGUUGUGGACGCCAGUUCGUUAGAAGUGGAGCUUGUGACGAUGGACGAAAUACAGGCGCUUGCUGAACGUUACGGCGAUCUGGAGAUGUCAUUUUACUAUGGUCUUCUCAAAACUAAUAUCACCGAUUCGGAAGAAGAGGAAUCUUACGUGGUGUGGCGACAGUGCUCACAAGCUUCUCUCCAGUAUGGCAACGAGAAGGUUAUAAGCAGUGAAGGGUGUCCCGAUGGUGUCGUGCCGUUGGUAUGUCAAGACGAGAACGAGGAGGGUGUUAUCUGUGCCGAAUGUCAAGAAAACUCGGACAGAAGACACCAAGACGAGCUCGAGAAUUUCUCGAACCGCGUGGUGAACGUUCAGCAACUGAGCGACGACCAGGCAGCUCCCACGACCGAGAACUUGACGUCAGACGCUAACACGUCAGGUCGACGGCGGUCUAGGCGAUUUCGUCCAGGUGCAGCGUGUACGUGGCCUGUGGCAGCUAAUGCUACCGACUCAGUAUAUAUGCUCAAGGCCAAGAUCUACUCGGAGAUGGAUGCAUUGCCCAUACGACAGCGUCUUUACUACAAGGGCGAGCUACUGGAGGAUUAUCGGACACUCAAACACUGCGGGAUCAAAGCCGGAGACGCAGUAUUCAUGAGGUUAUCAGAAGACAGUGCGGACGACCUGGUGAUGGACGAGAGUCUGGAGCGUGAAGUGGGGUUUGCAGACUCGGUCUUUCUCUCCCGUACGUUGAAUGGCAGCGCUACCGGUAACACUCAGGUGGAGGUGGUGAAAGUCAAAGAAGUCCCAGACACGAGUGGAGACCGAGCGAUGGCGUUGGCGAUGGCCGGUAGCCAAGAAACUCGCGUUUGGGUAUGCUCUGCCUGCACGUUCUACUACAGUUUGAAGAGCACCACUGGUUCCGACAAACAAAAUAUUGGCAGCAAGAUGGUGACCCACAACGAUGAUGAGCUGGAGAUGAACUGGACGGCGGAGGCCGUAGACGCAUCGGACAAUGAGAGCGUCAUGUCCGCUGAUAGUGAAGAUGAGUUCGAAGACGAGGCGGGGUUGGAACUGGCGUCCGGCGUCAAACGUGGCCGCGAGGAGGAGGUGGACGACGCCAUGAAUAGUGAGGACGAUGCAAAUGCCACCAAGAAGCGUAAGACCGACGGCAAACAGAAGCACAAUGGCAAGGGACUGCACAGGAUGACGCAGGCCGAUCACUUUAAAAUCGUCAACGAUGCCUACACGAAGCACCGUGGCGGCCAAAUGACGUCGCUCGAGCUGGCGGACGGACUUAAUGAGGCGCACUUUGUGGCACCCAAAGGUCUGGGCAAGCACAGACUGGACCUGUUGCCGUCGUACAUUCACCACUUGCAGCCAUCGUUCAAGCGCGACUUUGUGGGCAAGGGAAAACGUCGCGAUAAGAGUCCGUACUUCCUCAUUCUGUGCUCGUCGGCGCUGCGGUGUGUUGAGGUCAUCAAGCAUUUAACGUCGUUUAAGUGUCGUGUUGCAAAACUUUUCGCCAAGCACAUGAAGGCGGAAGAACAGGCCAAGCAGCUCGCGUUCAACUAUCUGCCCAUUGCUGUGGGUACACCUGCUCGCGUCAAGAGGCUGCUGGAGAUGGACGCACUGUCGCUGAAACACACGACGCACGUGAUCUUCGACAUGGAGAAGGACAAGAAGCAGCUCACUGUGCUGGAGCUGAAAGACACAGCAACUGAGAUGAUGGACCUUCUGCAAUUUCAUUUCAUUCCGCAACUUAACAAGGAAGCCAGCAGCAUGAAGAUUGUGCUGUUUUAG